AUAUAUAUAUAUAUCAUGGUUUCUGAGCGCUGGCAAACUGCAACAGGAGGAAAUAGUAACCAAACCGCCAUGGCCGCCCAAUUUUCAGCAGAAGUAGAAGCCACUAAUAUUAAUGGCAUGAACACCGCGGAAGCUUCCGAUGAGCAGAAACUGCAAGUGGACAGCCUCUCGGUAACCCUGGAGAGGCUGCCCCAUCUCGCCCACUACCUCAGAAACCAAAACCUCAAAACCUACCCCAAUCCGCUGGACCUAAACCAGUUCUUCUGCCCCUCCGACGGCUUCUACCUCACCCACACCGACGUCGUCCUCAGCCAGGCCUCCUUCGACCUCUCCGUCCCUAAAUUCAAUUCCGCCGCUGCUUACCCCCGUGCAGGACCACGGAAGCACAUCUUCUUCGACCCAUCUCACGUGCGUGCGGCCAUAGUCACGUGCGGAGGACUGUGCCCGGGCAUCAACACGGUGAUCAGGGAGCUGGUGGUGGGGCUGUGGGAGCUGUACGGCGUGCGGGAGAUAUUUGGGGUGAAAGCCGGGUACGGAGGCUUCUACUCGGCUGACCCCCCAGUACCCCUUCACCCUAAGCUCGUCCACAAUUGGCACAGGAGAGGCGGCUCCGUCCUUCAGACCUCCAGAGGUGGCUUCCAUCUUUCCAAGAUCGUCGAUUCCAUCCAAGAUCACGCCUUUAAUCAGGUUUACAUCAUAGGCGGAGAUGGCACCAUGCGUGGAGCCGUGAAGAUAUUUGAGGAGAUACGCCGGAGAAAGCUGGAGGUUGCAGUGGUUGGGAUUCCAAAGACGGUGGACAACGACAUGGGCAUCAUAGACAGAUCGUUCGGUUUUCAGACGGCAGUGGAAAUGGCGCAGCAGGCCAUCAGCGCCGCUCACGUGGAGGCUGAGAGUGCGGUGAAUGGCAUUGGUCUGGUCAAGCUAAUGGGUCGCAGCACGGGCCACAUUGCCCUGCACGCAACCUUGAGCAGUAGGGAUGUGGAUUGUUGCCUGAUUCCCGAGACCGAAUUCUACUUGCAAGGAAAAGGAGGACUCUUUGAAUUUCUCCAGCAGCGGCUGGAAGAGAACGGCCAUGCGGUGGUAGUGGUUGCCGAGGGGGCCGGACAGAAUAUGAUACCCAGAGUCAGACCCACAGCCACAAGCCAUAAUGAUGAUGAUGAUCCCGCCCAGAACGAGCAGAAAGAAGACAAGGAUGAAUCGGGUAACCCGGUGUUCUUGGAUGUGGGAGGGUGGCUGAAGUCGGAGCUGAACAAGUGGUGGAAGAGGGAUCACCCCAACGAACUGUUCACGGUGAAAAACAUUGAUCCAACGUAUAUGAUUCGGGCUGUGCCGGCAAACGCCACAGAUAAUUUGUACUGUACUAUUCUGGCGCACUCAGCAAUUCAUGGCGUAAUGGCCGGGUAUACUGGUUUUGUUACAGGACCCGUUAAUGGCAGCUACGUGUAUAUUCCACUGCAAGUGGUAGCAGAGGCUAGAAAUCCUGUCAACACCAGGGACCAUAAGUGGGCAUGGGUCAGAUCCGUCACAAACCAGCCUGAUUUUCUUGAUUAGGACCUCAUCCUAGUUAAUCUCUCUCUCUCUCUCUCUCUCUCUCUCUGAAGCCUAAAGAUAAUAUGUUUUCUUCCUUGUGGUUACUUUGUGGCUUUUUGUAGAUAUGAAUAUCUUGUACCUAA
Diospyros lotus (date-plum) is the source of this 1673-nucleotide messenger RNA. Its product is annotated as ATP-dependent 6-phosphofructokinase 2. The coding region runs from base 16 to 1551 and encodes 511 amino acids. The record is from RefSeq and is a predicted model, not a curated record. The transcript is spliced from 2 exons. Gene Ontology annotation, cellular component: cytoplasm. Gene Ontology annotation, biological process: glycolytic process; fructose 6-phosphate metabolic process. Gene Ontology annotation, molecular function: 6-phosphofructokinase activity; ATP binding. NCBI's taxonomy places the organism in Eukaryota, Viridiplantae, Streptophyta, Magnoliopsida, Ericales, Ebenaceae.